AUGGGGAAAAAAAGCGACCUCCGAAAAGGUCAGGAAGUGCAACGUAGAAUCUCCCAAAUAUCUGAUGACAUCAAAGAGCAGGUGAUACAGGAAAUUAAAAGAGCUGGAUUAUUCAGUAUUCAACUCGAUGAGUCCACUGACGUCCAGUCCUGCUCACAACUCCUGGCUUUUGUAAGGUAUGUUCAUGAUGAGGAUCUGAAGGAGGAAUUCUUGUUUUGUGAACCUCUCGAGCAAUCUACAAAAGGUGAAGAUGUAAUGCAGAAACUUACAGAAUUCUUUGAAGCUGAAGGUCUUGACUGGGGCAAUCUCUGUGGGAUAUGCACAGACGGGGCUCCAGCCAUGUUGGGUUCUCAGUCAGGUUUUGUUACAAGAGUUAUACAAAAAGCACCAAAUGCUAUCCCUCUUCACUGCAUGAUUCACAGGCAAGCUCUUGCAUCAAAAACGCUACCCUCAGAAUUACAGGACACUCUGAAUACCAUUAUAAAGACAGUUAACUUUGUAAAAGGUAGUGCUCUAAACACACGCCUUUUCAAGCAACUCUGCCAAGAUAUGGAUGCAGCUCAUGAAACCCUCCUAUUUCAUACAGCAGUUCGCUGGCUAUCAAAAGGAAAUGUAGUUCAGCGUGUAUUUGAGCUCAGAGAAGAGAUCAGCCUCUUUCUCAGAGUACAGGACAAACAAGAUAUGCUGUCAGCAUGA
Molecule: messenger RNA, 696 nt
Organism: Penaeus indicus
Lineage: Eukaryota; Metazoa; Arthropoda; Malacostraca; Decapoda; Penaeidae
Product: protein FAM200C-like
Exons: 2
Coding region: 1-696 (231 amino acids)
Source: RefSeq, a predicted model, not a curated record